UCAGUGCUUUACAUUACAACUCAAUGCUCUCCAUAAAGCUGAGAUAUGCCCAUUGUGGAGAGUGAAGCCAAAGUAAAAACCAAAGUUCGCUUUGAGGAAUUGCUUAAGACUCACAGUGAUCUAAUACGCGAAAGAAAAAAACUGAAGGAAAAAAUUGGCAAAUCUGGAGAAAAACUCUCACUUGACACUGUUAGAAGCAAUCUUCAGAAAAGUACAGAAACUAAAAGUGGUGAUAUAAGUGCUACUAACACUAAUGAUACAGAGAAGAGCAUGCGAGUCACUAAAAACAAACUAAGGAAUCCACAGUCAACAACUGAAAAUCCAGAGGAUGAUGUUAGUGUAGAGGAAGACAAGCAAGAAAAGGCAAAUAAAAAGGUUCUAAAAGCAGUGCUCCAGGUGACUGCACAAGAAAUGGAACUGGAAACUCCUGAGAAGAAGGUGGAUUCUGCACAUCAGAAAGCAGGAGCAAAGUCACAGCCAGCUGUCACUCAUCAGAAAAGCGAGAAGGCAGAUGAGGAAGAGGAACUGAUGCAGGUGUACCAGCUCCAAGUAGCUGAAGAGAUGGCAAAGGAGAUUAAGAAGAAAAUAAGAAAGAAACUCAAAGAACAGUUGACUUACUUUCCCUCAGAUACUUCAUUGCAUGAUGACAAAUUGAGCAGUGAAAAAAGAAAAAAGAAAAAAAAGAAAGUCCCAAUCCUGUCUAAAGCUGAAACAAGUACAUUGCCUAUCUCUGAUGACACAGUUGAAGGUGAACAAAAGAAGGAAUCUCCAGUUGAAACAGUUACUUCAGAUUCUCAUCAAGAUUAUAAAAUAAGCUCAAUGGAACAAACUAUAGAAGACAGCAUGCAAGAUGACACAAAAUGCAAACCAAAAAAAAAGAAAAAGAAGGCUAAAACAGCCCCGCGUGAACGCCAAAAUCUCUGCUGGUUUCUCUGUCCCCCAGUAGGGGCCUUCAGCCAGGGGCCACGCCUGGAUUCUCAACCUCUAGCUGCGCCCAGAAUUGUUUCAGAUGAUAAUGAAGAUACUGAUGGUGAUGGUGUUCAUGAAAUAACAAGCCGAGAUAGUCCAGUUUAUCCCAAAUGUUUGCUUGAUGAUGACCUUGUCCUGGGAGUUUACAUUCACCGAACUGAUCGACUUAAGUCAGAUUUUAUGAUUUCUCACCCAAUGGUAAAAAUUCACGUGGUGGAUGAGAAUACUGGUCACUAUGUCAAGAAAGAUGAUAGUGAACGGCCUGUUUCGUCUUACUAUGAAAAAGAGAAUGUGGAUUAUAUUCUUCCAAUUAUGACCCAGCCAUAUGAUUUUAAACAGUUAAAAUCAAGACUUCCGGAGUGGGAAGAACAAAUUAUAUUUAAUGAAAACUUUCCCUAUUUGCUCCGAGAUUUUGAUGAGAGCCCUAAAGUCAUCCUGUUCUUUGAGAUUCUUGAUUUCUUAAGCAUGGAUGAAAUUAGGAAUAACUCUGAAGUUCAAAACCAAGAAUGCGGCUUUCGGAAAAUAGCCUGGGCAUUUCUCAAGCUUCUAGGAGCCAAUGGAAAUGUAAACAUCAAUUCAAAACUUCGCUUGCAGCUGUAUUACCCACCUACUAAGCCACGAUCUCAAUUAAAUGUCGUUGAGGUUUUUGAAUGGUGGUCAAAAUGUCCGAGAAAUCGUUAUCCAUCAACAUUGUACGUGACUGUAAGAGGGUUGAAAGUUCCAGAAUGUAUAAAGCCAUCUUACCGUUCGAUGAUGGCUCUUCAGGAGGAAAAAGGUAAACCAGAGUAUUGUGAACGACACCAUGAGCCCAGCUCAGUAGACACGGAACCUGGAUUAGAAGAUUCAAAGGAAGAAGUCAACUGGAGACGGCUACCCGGGCAGGCUUGCCGUAUCCCAAACAAGCACCUCUUCUCACUAAAUGCAGGGGAACGAGGAUGUUUUUGUCUUGCCUUCUCCCAUAAUGGAAGAAUAAUAGCAGCAGCCUGUGCCAGUCGGGAUGGGUAUCCAAUUAUUCUAUACGAAAUUCCUUCUGGACGUUUCAUGAGAGAAUUGUGUGGCCACCUCAAUAUCAUUUAUGAUCUUUGCUGGUCGAAAGAUGAUCGCUAUGUCCUUACUGCAUCGUCGGAUGGCACUGCCAGGAUAUGGAAAAAUGAAAUAAACAAUACAAAUACUUUCAGAGUUUUACCUCAUCCUUCUUUUGUUUACACGGCUAAAUUCCAUCCAGCUGUAAAAGAGCUAGUGGUUACAGGAUGCUAUGAUUCUGUGAUACGGAUAUGGAAAGUUGAUAUGAGAGAGGAUGCUGCCAUAUUGAUCCGACAAUUUGACACUCACAAGAGUUUCAUCAACUCUCUCUGUUUUGAUUUUGAAGGUCAUCACAUGUAUUCGGGAGACUGCACGGGGGUGAUUGUUGUUUGGAAUACCUAUGUCAAAGUUAACGAUGUGCAGCAUUCAGUGCGCCACUGGAGUGUAAAUAAGGAAAUUAAAGAGAGUGAGUUUAAGGGGAUUCCAAUAAGCUAUCUGGAGGUUCAUCCCAAUGGAAAACGUUUGUUAAUCCAUACCAAAGACAGUACUUUGAGAAUUAUGGAUCUCAGACUAUUGGCGGCAAGGAAAUUUGUAGGUGCAGCAAAUUACCGAGAGAAGAUACAUAGUACUUUGACACCGUGUGGGACGUUUCUCUUUGCUGGAAGUGAGGAUGCUAUAGUAUAUGUUUGGAACCCAGAAACAGGAGAACAAGUAGCAAUGUAUUCUGACCUGCCAUUCAAGUCACCCAUUCGAGACAUUUCUUAUCAUCCACUUGAAAAUAUGGUUGCAUUUUGUGCAUUUGGGCAGAAUGAGCCGAUUCUUCUGUAUAUUUAUGAUUUUCGUGUUGCCCAGCAGGAGGCUGAAAUGUUCAAACGCUACAAUGGAACGUUUCCGUUACCUGGAAUACACCAAAGUCAAGAAGCUUUGUGCACCUGUCCUAAACUGCCUCCUCAAGGCUCUUUUCAGAUUGAUGACUAUGUCCACACUGAAAAUUCUUCAGUGAAGAUGCAGCAAGUGAAACAGAGACUUGAUUCUGUUACAGAGGUGAUACGAGCCUGUGCUGCAAAGGUCAACAAAAAUCUCUCGUUUCCUUCAACAUCAGCCUCCUCACAACAGUCUAAGUUAAAACAGUCCAACAUGCUGGCCGCUCAUCAGAUCCUGCGUCAGUUUGGUUUCCCUGAGACUGGAUGUUUAAUUCCUGCACAUGCAGAUACUGGGAAUGCAAGAUUCAUUCAUACAUUCAGGAUUAUCAGCAUAGAAAGAAAGCCUUGUAACCAUCAUGUUGAUACAGCACCAACGGUAGUGGCUCUUUAUGACUACACAGCGAAUCGAUCAGAUGAACUAACCAUCCAUCGCGGAGACAUUAUCCGAGUGUUUUUCAAAGAUAAUGAAGACUGGUGGUAUGGCAGCGUAGGGAAGGGACAGGAAGGUUAUUUUCCAGCUAAUCAUGUGGCUAGUGAAACACUAUAUCAAGAACUGCCUCCAGAGAUAAAGGAGCGAUCCCCUCCUUUAACUCCCACAGAAAAAACCAAAAUGGACAAACCUUCUGCGGCUCCUCAAAGGUCAGUCGUUAAGGACAAGUCCCAGGAUUUCAGACUGGGCUCAGAGUCUGUGACACAUUCUGAGGUCGGCAAAGAGCAGAGCCGUGAGGACCGAGGACAUAUAAUGGACAUGCCGGUGAAGAAGAAUGAGCAAACUGGCCGAAAAGUCACCCUAAUAGAGUAAAGAGUUGAAGAAGAAUGAAGAGACAGAGAACCAAGUACACAGAAAUGAAAUGAC
Molecule: messenger RNA, 3771 nt
Organism: Ceratotherium simum simum (southern white rhinoceros)
Lineage: Eukaryota; Metazoa; Chordata; Mammalia; Perissodactyla; Rhinocerotidae
Source: RefSeq, a predicted model, not a curated record